Alnus glutinosa is the source of this 1047-nucleotide messenger RNA. Its product is annotated as receptor-like protein 52. NCBI's taxonomy places the organism in Eukaryota, Viridiplantae, Streptophyta, Magnoliopsida, Fagales, Betulaceae. The record is from RefSeq and is a predicted model, not a curated record. Gene Ontology annotation, molecular function: protein binding. The coding region runs from base 1 to 1047 and encodes 348 amino acids. The transcript has a single exon.
AUGAUCUCUAAUGAGUUCCCACGAGCUCUCUACAACUGCUCCAAUCUCCAAUACCUCGACCUCUCGCAGAACUAUUUUUUUGGUGACAUUCAACUCAUGGCUCAGCUUCGCCAGCUCAAUCUUGGAGCCAAUAGCUUCUUCGGAAACAUCCCUACAUCAAUCGGGCUGUUAAUAGAGUUGAGGUCACUUCAGCUUUUCCAUAUUCCAUUUAGCAGUUCUUUCCUGCCAGAAAUUGGCAAUUUGUCCAAUCUCGAACUAUUAGAAUUGGCCUACAUGACGAGGAUCACAACAACAUUGCCUUUGGAGCUCACAAGGUUGAAGAAAUUGAAGUAUCUUUGGGUGUCAGGCUCCAAUCUGGUAGGAAAAAUCCUAGACACGAUUGGAGAAAUGGUGGCACUGGAGCAAUUGGAUUUGUCAAAAAACAAUCUGAGCAGAAAAAUCCCGAGCGGUUUGUUUAUGCCGAAGAAUUUGAGUAAAGUGUAUUUUUACAAAAACAAAUUGUAUGGGGAGAUUCCUCGGGUGGUUGAGGCUUCAAACAUAGAUGUUAAUGAUCUCUCUGAGAAUUACUUGAUCGGGACAAUACCCGAUGAUUUCGAAAGACUCACCAAAUUGUCCGGUUUGAGUUUAUUGAACAAUCAAUUAUUUGAAAAAAUUCCAGAUAGCAUAGGUCAUCUUCUGGGACUGAUAAAUCUUAAACUAUUUUACAAUAAUUUAUCAGGUACUCUACCUCCAAACCUUGGGCGAUACUCUAUGCUUGAAGUUUUUCAGAUGGCGUCCAAUUAUAGGCUUACUGGCCAGCUACCACAACACUUGGGUGAUAAUGGAAGGUUGGUACGAGUGGAAGCUUUCGACAACAACCUUAGUGGUCAACUGCCCAAGUCGCUUAUAAAUUACAAUAAUUUGAUAUUUCUUAAUGUUCAUAAUAAUAUGUUUUUCUGGAAAUAUUUCUUAAGUAAUAAUUCAUUUAUGAGUGAGCUUCCUGAGAGAUUCUCAUGCAAUCUUUCUCGAUUAGAAAUCAGUUACAACAAGGUUCAGGUAAAAUUCUAG